GCUGCGGCGGCCGAGCAGGGUGCGGAGCUGCGCGGCCUGGGGUCCCGCGGCGAGGCGGCGGGGCGUUGGCUUCCGGGGUGCAGGCGCUCAAGGUCCGGCCGGGGGCCGCGAGGGUGUGGGAAGGCUAGCCGGAGCGCGGGGCCGCGGCCGCCCCGACCACCGAUUCCUCCCCGCCGCAGCGCCCGCAGCCGCGAACGCGCCCAGGGCAGCGCGCGAACGAGGGCGCGCGGGCGGGGCGCGCAGGCCCUGCCCGCCCCUUCCGUCCCCACCCCCCUCCGCCCCUUCCUUUCCCCACCUUCCUCUCCCCUCCAGCGCCCCCGCGCCGGGCGCCCACCCUGUCCUCCGGCGGGAGCGCGGUCCGCGGCGGCGGCCGGAGCGGGCCGGGCCGGGCCGGGGGAUGGCGCUGCUGGACCUGGCCCUGGAGGGAAUGGCCGUCUUCGGGUUCGUGCUCUUCUUGGUGCUGUGGCUGAUGCAUUUCAUGGCCAUCAUCUACACCCGAUUACACCUCAACAAGAAGGCAACGGACAAACAGCCAUAUAGCAAGCUCCCGGGUGUGUCUCUUCUGAAACCUUUGAAAGGAGUGGAUCCUAACCUAAUCAACAACUUGGAGACAUUCUUCGAAUUGGAUUACCCCAAAUAUGAAGUACUCCUUUGUGUACAAGAUCACGAUGAUCCAGCCAUUGAUGUAUGUAAGAAGCUUCUUGGAAAAUAUCCAAAUGUUGAUGCUAGAUUGUUUAUUGGUGGCAAAAAGGUUGGCAUUAAUCCUAAAAUUAAUAAUUUAAUGCCAGGAUAUGAAGUUGCAAAGUAUGAUCUGAUAUGGAUCUGUGAUAGUGGAAUAAGAGUAAUCCCAGACACACUUACUGACAUGGUUAACCAGAUGACAGAGAAAGUGGGCCUGGUUCAUGGGCUGCCCUAUGUAGCAGACAGGCAGGGCUUUGCUGCCACUUUAGAACAGGUAUAUUUUGGAACGUCUCAUCCAAGGUCCUAUAUCUCUGCCAAUGUAACUGGCUUCAAAUGUGUGACUGGAAUGUCUUGUUUAAUGAGAAAGGAUGUGUUAGAUCAAGCAGGAGGGCUUAUAGCUUUUGCUCAAUACAUUGCUGAAGAUUACUUUAUGGCCAAAGCCAUAGCUGACCGAGGUUGGAGGUUUGCGAUGUCCACUCAGGUUGCAAUGCAGAACUCUGGCUCUUAUUCAAUUUCCCAGUUCCAAUCCAGAAUGAUCAGAUGGACCAAAUUGCGAAUUAACAUGCUUCCCGCUACAAUAAUUUGUGAGCCAAUUUCAGAGUGCUUUGUUGCCAGUUUAAUUAUUGGAUGGGCAGCCCACCAUGUAUUCAGAUGGGAUAUUAUGGUGUUUUUCAUGUGUCAUUGCCUGGCAUGGUUUAUAUUUGACUACAUUCAACUCAGGGGUGUCCAGGGUGGCACACUGUGUUUUUCAAAACUUGAUUAUGCAGUAGCCUGGUUCAUCCGUGAAUCCAUGACAAUAUACAUUUUUUUGUCGGCAUUAUGGGACCCUACUAUUAGCUGGAGAACUGGCCGCUACAGAUUACGCUGUGGAGGCACGGCGGAGGAGAUCCUAGAUGUAUAACUACAGCUUUGUGACUGUACAUAAAGGAAAAAAGAGAAGUAUUAUAAAUUAUGUUUAUAUAAAUGCUUUUAAAGAUCUACCUUCAGUAGUUUCGUCCCAUGUAUGUUUGAUAUCUGUUCUUUAAUUUAUUUUGCAUGGCACUUGCAUCUGUGAAAAAAAAAAAAAAAACACAUCUGUAGUCUUGGCCAAAUGGUACCCUUUGUUUUGUGGAAGUAGAGAAUCAAGAGAAUUGGUUCUAGGAACCUGGCUUUGGUUUUUGUUGUUGUUUGUUUGUUUUUUAAAAAGAAAUAAAUAUAUAUAUAUAAAAUAUAUGAAUGCUCUGCAGCAAACACUAUGACAGUAUCCUUCAGUAGAGAAAGUUUCUUAUUUGUGAGUACACUCUUUUAGAACAUUUAUGGGAGGGCAGCAACUUUGCUUUGAGGUUUAGAAAAGACUAGAAAGUAAUCACUUUCUGGAUCUAAAGUGAAUGGCGUCUCGAGGUGAACAACGCACGGUGAGGUACUAACUAAGAAACUUUUUCAUGCUUUAUGCCUACCUCUUGUAGUUGUUGCAGAGCAAAUGUAAAUUGUAAUAAGGUAGCUAGGCCUUGCAAAAAACAAAUGGAAAAACUUUAAAAAUAAUAAUAAAAGAGCUGGAGUCUAGUAUUUAUGUGAAUCUGUGAGAGAGAUUUUUUCUUUUUUUUUUCUUUUCUUUCUUUUUUUUUUGGCCUCACUGCAAUGAACCAAAAGUGGUUGAGUUUGGUUUUUAAUUGUAGCCACGUAUUGAAGGCAUCCUUUUGACCAACUCCUGCUGGUUCUGCCUAGAACCAUCGUUAGUCACUGUACUGGUAAACCCUUCCUUCCCUGCUCCGCACCUGCCCAAGCCCCCGUCUUUCCUUAACUGUUUUUUCUGGGGGGGUGGGGGUGGGGGGGCUUUGUUUUAGUGUGAGUGGAUGUUUUGAUAGUUGUGAGGAAAAAUGCAUUUCAGACACAUUUCACACAUGAGCUAUUUUCUUACACAGUAUGUCUUGUUAAAAAGAAUGUAAUUUCACAAUACAUGUAUUUAAUAUCUUUUUUAAGUAAGUAAAUAUUCUAGCCAUCAGAUAAAUUGCAGUUAGAGUAUUAAGUGGGGACAGGACGAGUUUUACUCUUAAAAUCAAUCAGUAUCAAUCUAAGUCUACUGUGUGUGUGUGUGUGUGUGUGUGUGUGUGUGUGUGUGUGUGUGUGUGUUUUAACUCUUACAGUUAGUCUAGUCUUAUUUAAAUUGGAUUUUUGUAUUCCAGUUUGUAUGCCGGAAUAGACUAGAUCAGUGCUAGUUGUAGAUGCAUGCUGUGUGUCACCCUUCUCUCCCCAUCAUGCCGCUGAACUUGUUCAUCAGGUUGUGCUUAACUUGUGGUGAACUGGACUUGUUUUUGUUUUAAAAAAAAUAGGCAAAAAAUGUAAGGGACAGUGCAUCAGCCUUUCUGUUUUCCCCCUUUGGUAGUGGGAUUUGUGCUUUUCCUCCAGGACUAGAUGGCAUGUUGUGCAUAUGAACGCCUGCUGCGGGCUGAUGCCGGCAACGUGGCCGCUUUAAAUUCCAAGUCACUGCAGUUUCCAUGUCAAAGCAUAAUGUGUAGCAUAUCAGCAAUAAUUACAUAUUUCUAGAAAAUGAACACGUUUUCACCUCACUGAGCCAAUUCAUUUAAUUGUCUAAUGACUAAUAUAAAUUGUUUAAAUUGUAAUAUAUGUAAUACAUCAUAAUGGAAUGUAGUAUACUCUAUGUAUACACAUUAUGUCUAAGCUUCUCUCUGGGCCAAACUGCUUCAUUUAAAAAAUAUAUAUAUAUAUCUUGGCGCCUUAUGACGAAUUUGUUUGAAGGGCAUUUUCUUCGCGAACAAAGGCUUUGAUGCAUAUUCCUUCCUAUGUGAAAUGGGCAGUAGUGUUCCCUGAGGAAAGUUGCACAGUGAAAAUCAGUCUAGUUGUGACCCACUCUGUGUUGUUGUUUUUUUUUUAAA
This is a messenger RNA of Hyaena hyaena (striped hyena), 3554 nucleotides long. RefSeq names its product UDP-glucose ceramide glucosyltransferase (gene UGCG). Gene Ontology annotation, biological process: glucosylceramide biosynthetic process. Lineage: Eukaryota; Metazoa; Chordata; Mammalia; Carnivora; Hyaenidae. The record is from RefSeq and is a predicted model, not a curated record. Gene Ontology annotation, molecular function: ceramide glucosyltransferase activity. The transcript is spliced from 9 exons. Gene Ontology annotation, cellular component: membrane. Bases 398 to 1582 code for a protein of 394 amino acids.